CGGAAAGUUCGCGAAGGUUCCCGAAGCGGAACCGGCCGUUUCCGGAAACUGACUCGCUGAAGAAGUCAGACAGCAGAUUGCGGUUGAGGAGUCCCUGCAGCCGCCGCUGCGGUCCGGCUUCUGUCAGUUUGCUCGUCGCGGCGGAGAGAAAAUGUCCUUGCUGUGCUACAACAGAGGCUGCGGCCAGCGCUUUGAUCCUGAAACCAACACGGAGGAUUCUUGCACAUAUCAUCCAGGAGUUCCAGUCUUUCAUGAUGCUUUAAAGGGUUGGUCUUGCUGUAAGAGAAGAACAACAGAUUUUUCUGACUUUUUGAGCAUUGUAGGCUGCACAAAGGGUAAGCACAAUGAUGAGAAACCCCCUGAGCCUGUCAAACCCGAAGUCAAAACUACCUCUGAGAAGAAGGAGUUGUCUGAAUUGAAACCUAAAUUUCAAGAACACAUUAUCCAAGCUCCUAAACCAGUAGAAGCAAUUAAAAGGCCAAGCCCAGAUGAACCAAUGACAAACUUGGAGUUGAAAAUAGCUGCUUCACUAAAACAAGCACUGGAUAAACUUAAACUGUCAUCUGAGAAUGAAGUAGAUAAAAAGGACGAGGACAGUGAUGAAAUCAAGAUUGGGACUUCAUGUAAAAAUGGUGGCUGUGUAAAGACAUACCAAGGUCCACAGAGUAUAGAAGAAGUUUGUAUUUUUCAUUCUGGAGUCCCUAUUUUCCAUGAAGGGAUGAAAUAUUGGAGCUGUUGCAGGAGAAAAACUUCUGAUUUUAAUACAUUUUUGGCCCAAGAAGGAUGUACAACAGGGAAGCAUUUGUGGACAAAAAAGGAUGCUGGGAAAAAAGUGGUUCCAUGUAGACAUGACUGGCAUCAGACAGGAGGUCAAGUUACUAUUUCAGUAUAUGCUAAAAAUUCACUUCCAGAGCUUAGUCAUGUAAAAGCAAAUAGUACAGUGUUAAAUAUCCACAUUGUAUUUGAAGGAGAAAAGGAAUUUCAUCAAAAUGUCAAAUUAUGGGGAGUAAUUGAUGUGAAGAGGAGUUUUGUAAAUAUGACAGCCACAAAAAUUGAGAUCACAAUGAGAAAAGCUGAGCCUAUGCAAUGGGCAAGGCUUGAACUACCUUCACCUAAAAUACAAGAUGAAAAAAAAGAAGAUAUAGCCAAUUGAGAGCAAAGUUGUGGGGGGGAGGGAUGGGACAUUAGCUAUUACUUGUUUUGAGAUUCCUUAUACUGUGUGGUGAAGUGGUGACUUGCUAUUGUAAUCAUAUAGACACAUAUAUGUGUGUGUGUGUGUACACAUACAUGUUAUUAAUAUGGCAUUCCAGACCUAGUUGAAAAUAGAUUUCUAGAAACCAAAAUCUUUUCUUAUUUUCCCAGAUUCCUUUGGACUAAAUGGGGAGUGUUCUUUCUAUCUAAAUAUUGAACUUAAUAGAAUUGAAUUCCCGAGUCAGAAAAAGAAAGCUUUGUCCCUUUAACGUCAUUCAGUACUCCUCAGUAUCAUAGUCAUGUUAACACUUUCUCUUUAUUCGACAUCACUAUAAUACUAUGGGAAAUGAGAGUUUUGUUCAAUUCUUUUAGGUGUUUGGGCAUUGUAGUUUUAGGUGGGGGGAAGGGCUACAGAGAAGAAAAUUUUUUUUUUCCUUUUUAAGUUACCCGAGUCACAUUUUACAUGGUGUAAGUAAAUUAGGCCAUUUAAAUAGGGUGGACAGUUUUUUUGUUUGUUUUAAGGAGGAUAUCCUUAGAAGUGAUAAUAGUAAUGAAAGGAGAGCCUUAAUUUGUCAAAAAAAAAAAAAUAAUAAUAAUAAUAACUGCAGCUAGCUUCCAUGUACUAAUUCCAUUUCUUAACAAGCAGCCUGAUUGUUACUGCUAAGAUUCAUUGGGAAUGGAGGGGAAAGGGUUAAUAUACAGAAUCUGAAAGUAUCAAUUUGGUCCUGAUAUAUUAUUUUAUAUAAAAAUUAUGUUAAAUGACUUUCUUGUGUGAUUAUUUAAAGAUCUCAGUUCUCUUAAUUUGUGUGUGUGUUAUAGCUACACUAUUAACUUUUUUACAUCAUAUGAGUUCACCACUCAGAUUGGUGAAUUUUAUUGGAAACUAAUUUGAAAGAUUUGGGAAUUUUUAGAGAGGACUUAAGAGAAAAUGAAAAUGAUAGCUGCCUUCAGAUAUUUGAAGGACUAUCAUUUAGAAGAAGGCAGCAGUUUGUGUCUUUUCUCUGUGACUCCAGAGGGCAGAACUUGGAACUAGGUACAUGUUACAAAGUAGAUCUGCUUAGAAUUCUUAAAAAAUAUAUACUGAUAGAGUUUCUUCAGAAAUGAAAUGGACUGCCUUGUGAAAUAUAAUGAUUUUUCUGACAGUUGGCAUGUGUUCACAGUUAAAUUACUGUCAGAGAUGUUAAAUGGAGAAUUUAUUUUUACAUAUAAAAUAUUUGGUUGGGUUAGUCUAUAACCUCUAUAAGGUCCCUUUCAUCUUUGAAAUUCUGUUUUAAAGUAUGGCUCCACUAGCUAUGUGACCCUGGACAAGUCACUUAACUUCAGUUGUCUCAGCAAAAAAAAAAAAAAAAAAAAAAAGUAUGGCCCCACUCAUUAAAACACUGAAAGUAGCAUUAGUUCAAUAGAAAGUGAAAAUGGAUUUCACCUUAAUAAUAAUCUAAACUUUUAGGCAGAUCAUUUUAAUUUGGCAAAAACCACUUUAGGCAACUGAUAAAAUAUAGUUUAUAUUUUCUUCAUAAUUUUUUUUUUACUAUUUUAAUAAAAAAUUAUGUUUGGGGAUUUUUUGCUUACACUUCAUUAAGAGUUAAGCAGUGUGAAUUAGUAUAUGUUUAUUUAAUCAGAUUUUAAAUGCUAAUUAAGGUAUCCAUUAUAACAUUUUCCAUCAUGUUAUGCAAGCAUAUUUGAGGAGAUUUUUAUUUUUUAACAGUCUUGCAAAGUAGACUUGAAAAUUUGGGGUUGAAUAUUACAGUUAAAAAUGCUACAAUUGGAUCAUCAUAAAUCUUUAGAUUUUUUAUUGAUAAUAUCUUUUAUCACAAUUUCGAAAAAUGAAUAGUUAGCAAAUAGUUGAGAAUUUAACAUGUCUGGGAGUGAUCUUUAUAAGCAUAUCCCAGGAUAACAGAGCCUUAAGUGACAUUUUUGAAGUCAAAGCCAUCAUAAUUUAGAGCUUGAGCCCUAAUUGCCUCAUCAAUCACUGUUUCUGUGGAACUAACUAAUCCCUGUAAAGUCAUUUCAUUAACACAUCAUGUUUUCAAAGAAAAAGUCAACAAUAUUAGGUAGGGCAUGCCUGUGUUAUACUUUUUCCUUUAUCAUGUACAAUGCUAAUAUUUCAGUAAAUAAGGCGGCUUGAGAUUAUAUGCAUAGGUUUUGGUAACUAACAUAAGUGAUGAAUGGAUAUACAUGUUCAGAAUAUGAUAUAAUUUAAAUUGAUAAAAUAUAGAUUUUUUAAAAUCUGCCAAGCUAUAAACAUUUUUCUAGAGGUGUAUCAUCACAGAUGACAGUAGUAACAUCAAACAUCAUAUGGCUUAUUGGAUUGUUUUGCAAUUUAUAUAUAUAUAUAUAUAUUUUUUUUUUUUUUAAACUUUCCAUACCUUAGUUUCUUUGUGGUUAGGACUGUGCUAAUUUAUAAAUUCUGAAGUCCUUCUCCACCUUGUAUAGAGUUGAGACCAUCAAUAAUCAAGAAAUUAGAAUGAUACAAAUAUACUGCAAAUGAAUUUUUCACGUUAGCGUUUUGUUAAAAUCUGGUUUUUCUGAUGCUGUUAUCUCUAGAAAUUGCAUUUUGAUGGAUAUUAAUUCACAAAUUUGCACAAAGGGCCCUCUAAAGGCUGAUAAGAUGUUGGGUGAUUUAGGGAAAUCAUUCUAAUUAAAUUAUAGUUAAAACAUUUGUGUAUUUUACAAUUUGUUUCUUGCUAUUGAUCCUGGACAUAAAAAAUAAAAUGUUGCUAUGAUUUGAGAAAUAAAGAAAAUAUAUAGGACAUUACACUAGGUAAAUUUGUGUAAGCAAAUAAUCUUCCUUUUGGUGACCCCAACCAUUUUUCUAAUUUUUUUUUGUUUUGUUUUGUUUUCCAUCCCUGCUCUGCCAUCCAUCCUAUUCCAAAAGGAAAUAAGAAAACUUCACUAAUUUCUGACUAAAACUAAACUUCUGAAGUUUAUCUUGUACUACCUAUUUUGUACUAUAUUGGUCACAGGUUCAAACAAAACAAAGAAUACAUUUAACUUAAGCCAGAUUUGUAGCUUUAUCUAGAAUCAUUAGCCAAACUCACUAUUUUAUGGUGAAAGACAACAUUUUUAAACUUUAUGUUAUUCACUUGUUAAGAGUUAAGUCCUUCCUAAAAAAUUUGAUUUCCUUUUUUCACCACAUUAUUGAUAAAGCUUUCAAAUGGAGAAUUAUUUUGUGAAAGUUUAGUUAAAGGCAGUUUUAUCAGGAUGGUUUUUUCUGUAAUGAAUUUGUAAAUAUUUGUAAAAAAUGUAAACCAAAAUCAACCUAUAAAUGGCCAUUAAGUCAUGUAAUUUUGUCAAUCCUGUCUUGUUACUGUUGAAAGACCUAUUUAUCUAGUCUGUUCAAAUUUGUUACAUUUUUUAUAGUGGCAUACAUAGAACUGUAAUACUACUUCAAUAUUUAUAUAUUGUGUCUGAGAUUUUAAUUCCUUUUUUUUGACUAUAAGCUUAUUUGGUUUCAGAGAUUCCCUUAAGGGAAAAUCAGUAUUCAGGCUCAUUUUUUUUUUCUUCUGAAUAAAUGUUUUCUGUGGUCUGGUAUCAUUUUGAAUACAAGUUAUUUUCUUUUAUUGUAGUAAGUCAGUCACUCAUUUUCCACAGUUUGUGAUUUAAAAAUCUUUUAAGUUUUAACUUUGGAUUUAGGGCACUUACGUUACCAAGUCACCAUUUCAGCAAUUUCUUGGUUUUAUUACAAAAAUUAUGUCAGUUAGCACAGUAUUGGCAAUUACCAUAUCCGUGGCCUAGAAUAAUAAAUGCUAUCAUAGUUAAGUAUAAUGCCUUCCCUCUAUUCCCUACCCAAAGAUAAUUUUGAGUAAAACAGCUUCUGGUUUUUACAAUUAAUAUUUGUGAGUGUCUGGAACACUUUUGUGUGAUCAUUAUGCCAUCUACAACAAAAGCCUUUUCAAUUCUGGUCUUUUUUUUUUUUUUUUUUUUUUUUAACUUAUGCAUGUUUGUCUAAUUCUCUGCAUGAGGGGAGAUCAUGAAAUAUUUUUCUUUAAGAAUGUUUUCUAAAGAAUUAAUUUAUUUGUUAAUUUUUUUAGGUUUUCACUUUCAACAACCACCACCUUUAUUGUCUGUGAUGAAGCAAUAUAAUAAAAAAUUGUGCUCCUGA
This is a messenger RNA of Sarcophilus harrisii (Tasmanian devil), 5293 nucleotides long. RefSeq names its product cysteine and histidine rich domain containing 1 (gene CHORDC1). Bases 152 to 1153 code for a protein of 333 amino acids. The transcript is spliced from 11 exons. The record is from RefSeq and is a predicted model, not a curated record. Gene Ontology annotation, biological process: centrosome duplication. NCBI's taxonomy places the organism in Eukaryota, Metazoa, Chordata, Mammalia, Dasyuromorphia, Dasyuridae. Gene Ontology annotation, molecular function: zinc ion binding.